Molecule: messenger RNA, 5063 nt
Organism: Diabrotica virgifera virgifera (western corn rootworm)
Lineage: Eukaryota; Metazoa; Arthropoda; Insecta; Coleoptera; Chrysomelidae
Exons: 2
Coding region: 174-4685 (1503 amino acids)
Molecular function (GO): protein binding
Source: RefSeq, a predicted model, not a curated record
AGAACGCAGCAUACCGAUUUAUCUAUCUAUGGCAUUGCGAUACUAGCUUAUCAUCAUUUAAAAUAUUAAAAUUAGUUUGUAUGCAUUUCAUGAGUAACCUGGUUAGUUCUUACAAGCAAAUAUAACGGACGCGUGCUAGAAAAAGGAAUAAAAAUAGAGAAAAUUACGCUUAAAUGGUGAUGGAUUCGGGAAAAGCACAAAAUCCCAACGAAGGCGAUCGUUAUGUAAUAGCUUUACAUACAAGUUUUGCUUUAUCUGCAUUCAGAAGCUACACAAAAUGGACAAUACGAAAUGAAGUUACAUCCGCGGGAAAAUUUGAUGAUCUCGUAUUUGAAUCAGAUGAAAAGUGUAUAUUGUUACAAGCAAAAGUUCACAAGGGUGAGACGUACACUAGAAACUUUAUGACAGAAAGACCCGAAACAAAAAACAGUAAAUUCAGUAUCGCAAAGUAUUUUCUGUCUUAUUUAACUUCUAAGGAAUUUUUUAAAAUAACAACUAACUCCUUAAUACUAUGUACUGAUACUACGUUGAAAGUUGCUGAUAUUAUGGAUGAAUUACCUGCUGAUGAAAAUUUGCAACAAAUAUUUGGUCCCCAGACAAAAAAAUUUAAAAUUAAAAAUGAAAAAGGAAUGAUUGACGAUGAAGCUGGGCUUUUAAACAAGAUUAAACAAUUUCAGAAGAACAUCAGUGAACAAGAAACUGACAGUAACAAAAAAGAAUGGAAGACUUUGGAUUUCAAUAGAGAAGACAUAAAGUCAUUUAUAGAUUAUUUUAUUGUUGUUAAUGUUAAUCUAACGGAUAUAGAAUCGUUAAUUAAAAGAAAAUUAAGUGAGCUAAGUGAUUAUCUGAAGUUUAAUCCUUCAUAUUACGAAUAUGUAAAUCAUCAUGUAGAAGAGUGGUCUCAUUUACCAAUUGACAACUUUGUGCCCAUGACAGAAGACUAUCUAAUGUUUAUUAUGUAUGGUGAAAACAAUCGACUUUUUCUUCAUAAGUUUGUUAAGACUAAAAUUUUUUUCAAAGAAGAAAAUUUAUUUCAGUUUGAUUCAAAUAUUAUUUGUGUUCAACCGCACGAUAACAUCGCUAUGGAUUUAUUAAAAAUUUUCCGAAGCAUUCAAAACGCAGAAAGACCAGAUCUACUUCUAGAAGAAAACACAUUAUGUUUGAUGCAAAAAAUUAAAAAUACAUUUUAUGAAAUGAAAUAUACAAUGGAAUAUAAAGUUAUAUGUGAUAUGAUAAACACAUUUAGAUGUGAAAAAAUUAAAUACUUAGUUGUUUCGUUUUUAGCACUUGAUGAAGAUCAAGUAUUAGAAUUAUAUAACAACAUAUUAAUGAUUACUAAGGAAGAUCCAAAUAAAAAAGUAUUUAUAAUCAUUAAAGAAAAUUAUUUUCAAGAGAGUGAAACAAUAAAUAAAAUAGUUAAUGAUAAAAUAUACUUCCAUUCGCUAGAAACUAACACACAAAAAUACAUAUUGAACAAAAAAGUAAUCUUGUUUCAAGAAGAAUUGAUAACAUUAAUGGAUUUAAUUAACAACACCGAAAAUAUUAACUCCGAACUUAAUGAAAUUGAGAUUGAUGAAUGUCUUACAAAAAUAAUAUUUGCCAAAGAAGACGACGAAGAAUAUUACUCGAUAAGUUGUAAUUUACAACCCCAAUCAGAACGUGAGGAAUUCUAUGUUAAAAGAAGCCUAAUAGCUAACUCGGAAGUAUUUCCGGAAAAAAUGUUUUUCGAAAAAAUAGACAAAAAUAUAGUUGUGAUUACAGGUCCACCUGGUGCAGGGAAAACAACUUCACUGAAACAAAUAACAUCACUAAAAAAAGAAAAGGACAAAAUAGAUUCCAAAUUGACAUGGAUAAUUAAUGUAGAUUUUAAAAAGUCGAAACAAUUUUUCCAGAAGAAUAUCGAGAAAACCCUAUAUAAUCUAUUGUGUCACAAUGAAGAUAUAACUCCUGAUAGCUCCUAUUUGAAAGGAAAACUUAUCAAGUCUAUGGAUAAAAUUGUAAUUAUAGACGGUCUUGACGAGAACUGUUCGAACAAUAAAAAAAUACAAAAUAUAUUAGCAGAUCAUAAUUCCCUUCAGGCUUUGAAUAUUUCUUUGGUUAUUAUGGGGGCCAGAUAUUACGAUUUUAUCUUAAAGGAUUUAAUAGAUUUACAUGGAUGUGAGUUAGUUAAAAUAUCUCCAUUUUCACCUUGUGAUCAGUCUUUUUUUCUCAAACAAUAUCUAAAACGAUUAAUACCAUCUGCAAAUAUUGAAAAUGAUUUAUUUGAAGACGUAACAAAUUUUGUUCCAGCAUUUAAAGAUAUCUGUUCAACGCCAUUAUCGCUAAAAAUGGUGGCUAAGAUAAUAAAAAAUAAAAUAUCUAAAGGUGACUCUAUCGGAUCCUUGUCAAAAGUUUUUAAUAAUAUUAUAAACAUAUAUGAUUUUUAUAAUUGCUAUUUACAAGUGAUCAGAGACGAAUUUGCACAAGAUGACGAUAGACUCCUUGGAACGUUUGACGGGUACUAUAUAGAAUCGUUAAAAGAAUUUUCGGCGAAGAAUUUGUUUUCUGAUUUUCCGAAACUUUUAGAUUUGCUUAAUGUUGAUGCUAGUUUCGAGAUUAGUAAACAUGCUUUAAAUGUUGGGUUAUUAAAGACAUCAGCUGACGGGUAUGCAUUUGUUCAUAACACUUUUGAGGAAUAUUUUGGAGCAAAAUUGCUAUGGGAUCGCCUUUAUAAAAAGAGGCAAAGUCAUAAUUUAUUGCUAGAAGUUCUUAAUAUAGUAUUUUUAAACGUUCAAUAUGAGGGUGUUUCGAAUUUUUUUAAAAAUAGUUUGGAAAUGAAUCAAAAUGAAAAAAUAUCUGAAUUGUCUAUAAAAUACAAUUCGGCACUUACUGAGGUAAAUUGGAAAAGAGAUAUAUCAUUUUUAUGUAUUCGAGGAUGCUUUUUUACUGUUAAAUUACUUUUUGAUAAUUAUACUAAUUUUUGCGAUAUUCUAAAAAUUGAAGGUAUGUCUGGAGAAACAGCGUUACAUUAUUCGUGUCCUUACCCAUCUUUAAUCAAAUACAUCGUAGAAAGGGGGGCAGAGGUUAAUAAAGCAGAUGAAAACGGUUUUACCGUUUUAAAUUACAUGUUUAUAAUGUUAUGGGGUUCUACUGAAUAUAGACAUUAUUUUAGAAGUUUAUUAGAUGUAUUCAAAAAUUUUAAAAGACCCAAAACCUUUGUAUUUUUUAAAGAAUAUUAUAAAUUACUACGUCAAAAUCAAGAAAAAGAUCAUGUAAAUAACGAUAGACUGAAUAAAUUUCUUGAUUUGUUAAUAUAUUUAGAAAAAUAUCGGUUAAAUUUGAAUAUAAAGGACAUUAAUGGCGAUACGCCCGUUCACUGGGCUGCUCAAGCUGGCUUGAAAGUAAUUCUUGAGAAAUUUAUUAAUGAAUAUGGUUUAGAUCCCAAUCCUGUUAAUAAACAAAAACAAACACCUCUUCAUUACGCUUGUAGUUUUGGAAAUUAUGAUAUAGUCAUGUACUAUAAAGAAAUUAACAUGCUAAGUGAAAAUGAUAGCCUAAUUGUGUUAAAAGCUGCGGAAUCAAAAACUAUAAAAGUACUAAAAUUUUUGAUUGAAGAAUGUGGCAUGGAUCCAACGGUUCGAGAUUCUACAAAAAAAUCUGCUUUCCAUUAUGCUGCUUUUCAAGAUUCCUUGGAGGCAAUCAGAUAUCUUCGAAGUAAAAACUUAGAGUUUAAUACGGUUGACAAAUAUCACUGUACAAGCAUGGUAGCAGCAGCUGCUGAAGGAAAUGCUGUAUGUGUAUUAAAAUAUUUGGUAGAUGAUUGCUGUAUGCUUAGAUAUAUAGACACAAAUCAUGUUUUCCUCUGCACACUUCGUCAUGACUCACUGAAAGCCUUCAAAUUUUUAGUAAAUAAGGGGUUGGAAAUGCCUAGUCCUCAAAGUUUUUUAGAAAAGCUUUUCGAAUAUGACGCAGUUGAGAUUUUUAGAGAAACAUAUUCAAAAGAUAAAUUACAAAGUGAAAUUGUUAAGUUUCUUUUUAGAGCAGCGCUUUUAAAUUCAUACAAAAUAUUUGUGUAUUUAAAAUAUUAUACAAACGAUAUAAAAUCUCUAAGAAAUGAACAAGGCCAAUUGCUUAUCCAUGAAGCGGCUAGCAAAAAUGCGGUGCAUGUUCUUAAGUUUUUAAUCAGAGAAUGCGCAGUAGAUUUAAACUUAUGUGAUGAAUAUGGAAAUACACCUAGUCACUAUGCAGCUGCUAGUAAUGCACUCGAAGGUAUAAAGAAUCUUAAAGAGCUAGGGGCAAAACUAAAUCUGUUCAACGUGAAUAAAUAUACACUUGGUCAUAUAGCUGCUAAUUCGGGCGCAUUAGAGGUUUUACGGUACUUAGUAGAAGAUUGUCCAAUGGACUCGUGGAACGUUCCUGAUGAUAAUGGGAAUUUACCGGCUCAUAUGGCAGCUUGUAGUAAUGAAGUUAAGAUUUUAAAGUAUCUUAAAUCAGUUGGAAUUGAUUUAGCUCAAUGUAAUAAUAACGGGGAGACUUUAGCUCACAGAGCAGCUGCAGGUGAUGCAGUUGAUGUUUUAAGUUUUCUUAAAAAUGAAUGUAAGUUUUCUUUAAAUUCAUUAAAUAAUAAUGGAUCUUCGCCACUCGACUAUGCAAAUCAAUAUAAUGCACUAAAAGCAAAACAGUUCUUAGAAUAUAAAAUGACUUAAAAAGAAUAUAAUAGAAUGAAAGGCACUUAUGUAAUAAAAUUAUUUCUGUCCUUGUUUUAAAAAAUUUAAAAAAUCGCUGAGACCCGCCGAUUUUUAAAAAUUAUAUAAAUGUGCGCGUUUUAAACAUAAAUAAGAAUGUUCAGGGUCAUUCACGCCAGCCUAGCAUAGUUUAUAAGGUUUAUUUUUAAUGGAGCACCCUAUAUAUUUUUAUAUUUUUAAAAGCUCCCUAACAACUUGAUUUCAACGAACUAUAUAAUAACGUGAUGUAUGUUAUAUUAAGAGAAAACAGUAGCGAUCAACAGCUAGCGAAAACGCGUUCCAAGAUUGCGGCUGUAAUUUUGAAUAUUUUAUCGAGAUAUUUGGCACACGUAUUCGUAA